Molecule: messenger RNA, 6044 nt
Organism: Gopherus evgoodei (Goodes thornscrub tortoise)
Lineage: Eukaryota; Metazoa; Chordata; Testudines; Testudinidae
Gene: SLC8A3
Product: solute carrier family 8 member A3
Exons: 8
Coding region: 538-3306 (922 amino acids)
Biological process (GO): sodium ion transmembrane transport; cell communication; calcium ion import across plasma membrane
Cellular component (GO): axon; sarcolemma; postsynapse
Molecular function (GO): calcium:sodium antiporter activity
Source: RefSeq, a predicted model, not a curated record
UCAGGCUCAGCGGCUUGCCUGGUGCUGUGAUGCUGGAAAGCCUCAGCUGAGCCCCGAUGGUGUGAGAGAGAAGGGGGAAGCCCGGCAGAUUCGAUUGCAAUUGGGGCACAAUCCAAUUUUUCCUCUUCAAUCUCCAUUCAUCCUCCUCUUCAUUCUUCCCCUGCCCACAUCUCCCCGCCCCAAACUAUAUUGCACACCCCAGGAGAUCAAGGCUGGUGGAUUUAUCAACAUUCAACCACCCCUCCCUGCCCCCCGCCCCCGAUUUCCCGAUGUACUUCCCCACUCACCCUGACAGCUGCAAAAGAGAGCAGAGGUUUUUCAGCAAGCGAGGCAAGUUGGACUGACAUGCAAAGGAGGACCCCGCGCCCCUCCCCAGUCAGUGAUUAACCAGCAGAUGCAAUGAGCUCUGUUUAAGAACCAGCAGGAUCUGUACUGGGGAGCAACCUGCCCCCCCGGAAGUCAGUAAGGCAACCAGGAGGGAUACUUGGCGUUUUCAGAAGACUGUUGCAUCUACACAGUGGAAGUCAAAUUUUGUGUAUGGCGUGGUUAAGGUUGCAGCCUCUCACCUCAGCCUUCCUCCACUUUCUGCUGGUUACCUUUGUGCUGUUUUUGCAUGGUUUGCAGGUGGACGCUGGCAUAACAGGAGAGUCUCUAAGUACAGCACAAAACAGCUCGUGCUCAGGAUCUUCCGAUUGCAAAGAGGGUGUUAUCUUGCCAAUAUGGUAUCCAGAAAACCCAUCCCUUGGAGACAAAAUUGCCAGGGUUAUUGUUUAUUUUGUGGCACUUAUCUACCUGUUCCUUGGAGUCUCCAUCAUUGCAGAUCGUUUCAUGGCAUCGAUUGAGGUAAUUACAUCACAAGAAAAAGAGAUUACAGUGAAGAAACCAAAUGGGGAGACCACCACGACUACCAUUCGGGUUUGGAAUGAAACUGUUUCCAACCUGACCCUGAUGGCUCUAGGUUCUUCUGCUCCUGAGAUUCUUCUGUCAUUGAUAGAGGUAUGUGGCCAUGGAUUCAUAGCCGGAGACCUGGGGCCCUCUACCAUUGUUGGCAGUGCGGCUUUCAACAUGUUUAUCAUCAUAGCCAUCUGUGUUUAUGUGAUCCCAGAUGGGGAAACCAGAAAGAUAAAACACCUGAGGGUGUUCUUUGUCACAUCUGCAUGGAGCAUCUUUGCUUAUAUCUGGUUGUACAUGAUCCUUGCCGUCUUCUCUCCAGGUGUGGUGCAGGUCUGGGAAGGCUUGCUCACUCUGUUCUUCUUCCCUCUUUGUGUCCUCCUGGCUUGGGUGGCAGAUAGAAGGCUGCUUUUCUAUAAGUACAUGCACAAAAAGUAUCGUACUGACAAGAACAGAGGCAUUAUCAUUGAAACAGAAGGUGAACACCCUAAGGGAAUAGAAAUGGAUGGCAAGAUGAUGAACUCCCACUUUCUGGAUGGAAAUUUAGUAACUAUGGAUGGGAAAGAGGUGGAUGAAUCUCGCAAAGAAAUGAUCCGGAUCCUCAAGGAUCUGAAGCAAAAGCACCCAGAAAAGGACUUGGAUCAGCUGGUAGAAAUGGCCAACUACUAUGCUUUAUCUCACCAGCAAAAGAGCAGAGCCUUUUACCGCAUCCAAGCUACCAGAAUGAUGACUGGAGCUGGCAACAUUCUGAAAAAGCAUGCGGCUGAACAAGCCAAGAAAAGCACCAGCUUGCAUGAGGUGCAGGCAGAUGAAUCUGAGGAAUUCAUCUCCAAAGUUUAUUUCGAUCCUUGCUCCUACCAAUGUCUUGAGAACUGUGGCGCUGUCCUCCUGACGGUGGUGCGGAAAGGGGGCGACAUGUCCAAGACCCUCUAUGUGGACUACAAAACGGAGGAUGGCUCUGCCAAUGCUGGUGCUGACUACGAGUUCACAGAGGGAACUGUGGUCUUGAAGUCAGGGGAGACCCAGAAGGAGUUCUCUGUGGGGAUCAUCGAUGAUGACAUCUUUGAGGAAGACGAACAUUUCUUCGUGCGGCUUAGUAACCUCCGUGUGGUUGAGACUGAGGAACCUGCCGAGCUCAACAAUUUGCCAUACCCAAAGGCCAUACUGACUUCUCCUUGCGUGGCCACAGUGACUAUCUUGGAUGAUGACCACGCAGGCAUCUUCACAUUUGAGUGUGAUGUGAUGCAUGUCAGUGAGAGCAUUGGUGUGAUGGAAGUCAAAGUCCUUAGGACAUCAGGUGCUCGAGGUACAGUCAUAGUCCCAUUUAGGACAGUAGAAGGGACAGCAAAAGGAGGUGGAGAGGAUUUUGAAGAUGCUUAUGGGGAGCUGGAGUUCAAGAAUGAUGAAACGGUCAAAACAGUUCACAUCAAGGUAACUGAUGAUGAGGAGUAUGAGAAAAACAAGACUUUCUUCAUUGAGCUGAUGAGCCCACGCAUGGUGGAUAUGAGUUUACAGAAAGCGCUGCUACUCACUCAAGAAGUGGCAGAGAGGAAGCUGACCAUCGAAGAGGAGGAAGCCAAGAGGAUUGCAGAGAUGGGGAAGCCAGUGUUGGGCGAGCAUCCCAAACUAGAGGUCAUCAUUGAGGAGUCCUAUGAAUUCAAGAGUACCGUGGACAAGCUGAUUAAGAAGACAAACCUGGCUUUGGUUGUAGGGACACAUUCCUGGAGGGACCAGUUCAUGGAAGCCAUUACUGUUAGUGCAGCGGGUGAUGAAGAUGAGGAUGAGUCUGGUGAGGAGCGCCUGCCAUCCUGCUUUGACUACGUCAUGCACUUCCUGACCGUCUUCUGGAAGGUGCUCUUUGCUUGCGUGCCACCCACAGAGUACUGCAAUGGCUGGGCCUGUUUCGUGGUGUCCAUCAUGAUAAUUGGCAUGCUCACUGCUGUCAUUGGGGACCUCGCUUCCCACUUCGGCUGCACCAUUGGCCUCAAGGACUCGGUGACUGCUGUUGUCUUUGUGGCCUUUGGCACCUCAGUACCAGACACUUUUGCCAGCAAAGCAGCCGCCAUCCAGGAUGUGUAUGCUGAUGCUGCCAUCGGCAACGUCACGGGCAGCAAUGCCGUCAACGUCUUCUUGGGCAUCGGACUGGCAUGGUCCGUGGCUGCCAUCUACUGGGCUUCCCAGGGACAAGAGUUCCAUGUGUCAGCAGGCACGCUGGCCUUUUCCGUCACGCUUUUCACCAUCUUUGCUUUUGUCUGCAUCAGUGUCCUGCUGUACCGGAGACGGCCUCACCUCGGAGGGGAACUGGGAGGCCCCAAGGGGUGCAGACUUGCCACAACUUUGCUCUUUGCGAGCCUGUGGCUCCUGUACAUUCUUUUUGCCACGCUGGAGGCCUAUUGUUAUAUCAAAGGGUUCUAAGCCGCGGAGAGAUGAUGAAGUUGGGGGGGAAGGAUCCCCCUCCUCUGUUACCUCAUUGGACACCAGUCCUCCAAGUGUUGUUAAACCAGAAGUGACAGCUGUCUGAUUCCACAGUUGCCCAGACAGGAGGACAACUGGGCUGCAAGAAGGGCAAAAUUAUCAUGAAACAAAAGCAAGUUAAAAAAUACAAAAUGAAUUUAAGGUAUUUAAAUAAAUCAAACAAAAUAAACCCAGUCACUGACCCCAGUCAGUGAUAUUGAGACUCUUCAGCCACCUUCAAAGAUCACAUUUUCUUUAUUUUAUAGUUUUCUUUUUUCUCUCCUCCAUUAUGAAAUGAUGUCAUGUAUUUUGAAAUAGGUUGAGAAUUACAGAAAUAAGUUGGAUCAAGGUUUUGCGGGGGAGGGGAGGAAACAUUGCUUUAAGUUUUUUUCUUCCUUUAAAUAGACAAAAAAAAUGUUAAAAAUCAAAACCAAAAGCUUCAAGCUGCCAUCAGUGCUGGAGUUGAACCAUGCAUUUUUUUGAAGCCACAAAAACAAUGUCAUAGUCGAAUGACUCGCUGUUAUCUGUUUCUCCCUUUAAGUAUAUCAUGAGACUGAUGUAUUUCAAAUGCAAAUACAAACACACACGCAGGAAAAUACAAUGUUGAAAGCUGGAGCAUAGAGCAACCCACGCACCAACCUGGGAUUUAAAAAAAAAAAAAAAAAGACCUCUAACAUAAUAUGUAUCCUGUAUAUUUUGAGUAUGGCAUCUCUUUGUGAAAAAAACCUUAAAACCUGUGGUACUGCAGGGAGAGGAAUAUAUGUUCAUUUAGAAAAGGUAAAGAAAUGAACAGAUACACAGACAUAACCUGCAAUGUGGAAAACAGGGAGCUAGGGAAACCAGGGCAUGUCCCUUAGGAUCAUAAUGGUAUUGUGUUUGAUUUGUGGGAGGGCAGCAGGGUGUUCCUUUUUGCUUUAAAGUGAAGGUGAAUUCAUGUAAAUAAUUUGCUGUUCUCACAUUUUGGUGCAUACAAGAAACUUUGAGGCAUAACAUGCCACUCAAAGGUUUCUAAGCAUCAUCUUAAAGAGUUUACUUUGUCCUUAAAAACACACAUGCUUACCAAAGGGAAAAGGAUCAUGAUGCCUCUUCAUAACGCCUCUCUUGGCAUCAGGGCCAGUUGAUUUCCCUACAUCUUUAAGGCCAAGUAUGUCCUAAUGGAUGAUGACCCACACCUAGUUACUAUAAUUCACUGGGAUCAGAUACGCUGAGCGAAGAUGACACCAGUCUCUUUUUCGGGGGAAAAACCAAAACCAAAUCAAAACCAUAUGACAGUAUUUUUCCAGUGCAAGGGUCAUUUCCCAUUUUGAUUUGUAUCACGUCUGCCAAUUUGCUCCUUUAACACCCUGUUGUUACAAGGAUCAGUGCUCCAUUCGUGGGCUUUGCUAGGUUGAGAGGUACAGUAUGGUCUUAAAAACUGCCACAGAUCUUAGGACUUCUGUGUCAUCUUAAGUACAUUUUAGAAAAGCACCCUUUUAAUUUUAAGUGCAUUUUUUAAAAGAAAAAAUGAAAUGGGGGAAUACAAGCAAGAUCUUGUAUCAUGAAUUACAUCAACAGCUGCAAAUUGAAAUGUUGGGUUGGGUAAAAAAAAAAGCUAUACUUAUAUCUAUAUUAACAUAUUAUCUAUAUACAGAUUUCUUAAGUGCAAGAACUGGAAGAGGGCAUUGCAGCUUCGUUCUUUUUAAAGUGUUUUUAAGAUGAAGAUGUUUUCUUCUGUCAAAAACUUAGGUACUGUAAAGGGAAGUGUCUUCUUCAUAAAUUUCAUACUCAUUAAACAAACCUGGAGUAUUAGAGUGUAAACUAGGAAAUGGAAAGAGGCCCUUCUCUACCUGUCUUUUCAUAAGAGUGAGCCAAUGCGCUGAUAAUGCCUUAAAGGCCGGGCAAAAGCACACAGAGGGAAAAUAGAGAUGGGACUGAGAAUUGUGUUAUUUUGUUAUGGAAAAGAAGAUGAAAAAUGAUCUCAGAUGUACGGAAGAGCAUGAAAAUUAUCCUUAAUUGACAAAUGAAAUAUUUAUUUUCGUACAGAUGUGUAUCAAGUAUAUAUAAAAAGUGUGAGGGGGAAAGAAAGAUUCUUCUCUCUGAUAUGAUACGAGCAGUGGGCGCUUUGUCUGUUGAAACUAGCAGUGGGCGAACAAUAAAAGGUGUGAAUCCAAUAAGCACCCAAGUUUUCUGAAUGCUUAUCCUCACUUUAUCAGAGCUUUUUGGGUCUGCAACAUCAGGCAAGAAAACUUAUGAGAAAAGGUUGCCUACUGAGAUUUUCAGUACAUCUUGCUUCCAGAAUGCCAAGAAAUACAAGAUCAGCUUUUGUUAACUUAUUUCAACAUUGCAACUCUCAUCCUGGCUCUGACCCAGCAAGCAGAAGUGCAAGAAAUUAAAAACAAAUGUUUGAAGAAAAAAAAAACAACUUAGUUUGAAUUUGGGGCAGAGGUUCAGAUGGGUUCUUAUUUUAUCCAGACCGGUUCUCCCAUUCCUAGUUGAAACCUGGCUUGGGUAUUUGAAAUGCAGUUAUGAUGCUUGUGCUGUAUCAAACACAUGCUUUUCAUCUGCUUCUUUAUUAAGAUCACUUUGUCGGGGGGUGAGGGAGGGUUAGCGGGAGGAGUGAGGACUACGCUAGUGCCAAUCUCAUAGUUACUUUGCUGCCCUUACAUACACUGAGAAAAACUGCUCCAGGCCAAUAACAUCUGGGGAGUGUUUCUUUCUUU